AUGGAGUCGCCUGACGCGGACACCUCCAUAUCCAAAGCCAAGCUACAUGAGACGUUUGACGUCUUGCCAAACCUCAUUGACGUGCUAAAGGACGUGCUAUCGGCCAGCUCUACUCACGAGACCGUGCGCAUUGGAGACGUCUCGGCCUCAGCGGUGUCGGUGAAGCAAAAGUAUACCGAGGCGUUAGAGCUCUUGAGCUCUUUAUCUGGUACCGAUACCUCACUGGAGGAGCAGGAAAAAGCUAUCGCGAAUGCCAAAGUGAAACUCAGACACAUCUCCGAUGUCGUCGAGCUGUACAGCAACACACUUUACCGUGGAACAGACGAGCCGCGCGCCGAAAUAAACGAUGCCUUUUCUCGGAAAAGUCUUCUAAAGUAA
Molecule: messenger RNA, 378 nt
Organism: Plasmopara halstedii
Lineage: Eukaryota; Oomycota; Peronosporomycetes; Peronosporales; Peronosporaceae
Exons: 4
Coding region: 1-378 (125 amino acids)
Biological process (GO): regulation of transcription by RNA polymerase II
Cellular component (GO): mediator complex
Molecular function (GO): transcription coregulator activity
Source: RefSeq, a predicted model, not a curated record